This is a messenger RNA of Bicyclus anynana (squinting bush brown), 11007 nucleotides long. It is a transcript of the gene ens, whose product is annotated as calponin homology domain-containing protein DDB_G0272472. Lineage: Eukaryota; Metazoa; Arthropoda; Insecta; Lepidoptera; Nymphalidae. The transcript is spliced from 19 exons. Bases 373 to 3186 code for a protein of 937 amino acids. The record is from RefSeq and is a predicted model, not a curated record. Gene Ontology annotation, biological process: microtubule cytoskeleton organization. Gene Ontology annotation, cellular component: microtubule cytoskeleton.
GUCAGAGGUCUGCUUCAUUUGUGGUCUGUGACGAUAUCUUUCAAAAUUAAAAUCAGCUGAAUACGCCGAGUAAUUUUAAUAAACUAAACUAUUAUAUAAAGUGCCUGUAGAUUUCAUGGUGAUUCAUUGUAUAUUUUGAGUGGUUUAUUUUUUUGGAAUAGCGGUUUAAAGUUUUAUUGACGCCAUCUUCAGAGAUUGUUCGCCAAUCGCCACCAAUCGCCGUUCAUACGUCGCUGGCAGUGAACGGAACGAAGUGCCGUCGCAUAGAUCGUUGGCUGGCCGUGUCUGGCUGAAAAUAGUGAACGAAGUUAUGAGUUUUCGAAAUAUGUUCGAAUAAAAAAAGUGAACAGUGAGUGACUGUCAUCCAGCAAGAUGGUUGAUGACGUGAAAGAUAUUACCGAAAAAGCUGAAAGUAAAGAGGCCCUAGACCGAGCGAGACUGGCGCGCGAGCGGCGCGAAGCUGAACAGAGGAAACGGCUGGACGAGCUCAGAGCACACGCAGCCGCCGCGCAGGCUCAGCGAGAGAAGCGAGAUGAGGACCGGCGCAAGCGACAGGCAGACCAACGCGCAAGAGACGAUGACAGGCGGACACAGAAGAGAGAUGAGGAGCAAUGCCAGCGGCAAUUGGGGCUGCACGCUAAAGAGGACGAUAGGCGAAUACAGGUAGAAGAACGAAAACGCGCGAUAUGGGAGGCGUCCAUCUCCCGUCGCGAGGCGUUGCUGCAACGCGAACGCGACCGCACCGAGCGGUUGGAGCGAGCGCGAGCGGCUCGCUCGUCGCCGCGACCAGCGUUCGCGUUCGGCUCGUCGACGCCCCGCUUGCUUGAGCCAGUCGACUCGGCUGGUUUCUUUUGGGCCGCGCGCAGUACCAACCCCAUAGAUCAGAUGAACUUUUUUGAAUCACUGGCGGCAUCAACCACGAAUGUGAUGUACGCGUCUGCGCCGCUCACGAGACGCGCGUCUGCACUGCAACUCGACUCGUCCGACACUGAUAACAAAGACGAACCCGACCGCUCGCCGCAGCCGGCGUGGUCGUCAGUGGCGCGGCGGCGCACCGACCUGGUGCCCACGCUGCCGGCCCCGCGCGCGCCAGGUAGGGCCCACUCCAUGACGCGCCUCGACCGCCUGCAGCCGCGCCCGCUGCAGCGCGCCUCGCCGUCGCUGCACCAGCUGCACCAGCUGCACCCGCAGACCAGAUCGGGCGAGACGACUCCGGGCUCACGGCCCGGCAGUGCUAUGUCGAACGCGACCGGCGUGAUACGGAGGGCGUCGUCUGCACCAAGGAAGCCUCGACCCGCCUCUAUAGCCGGUACGGGUGUUAACACGCCGCGAGGUACAGACACAGGCGCCAACAGUGUCUCCACGACGCCAUCGGUGUCUCGGGACGCGACCACUGUGGUCAGCCGGCCUGCCACCACGCCGCGCCGCCCACGACCGCUCUCACUGCACGUGUCGUCUAAACCAGUUGGUCCCGUCGCGCCCGGCGAAGGUAAACCGCCGCUACAUAGAAAGCCAAAGCCAUCCAAAGAUCAUGAUAAGUCUCGCGGCAAGUCUUUGUCGGCGUCGCCGGGUCGCACGCUGUCGCCGUCGCCGGGCGUGUCCAAGGAUCCCAGCGUCGAUAAAGAGAUACCUAAGAGCGUGCCACAGCCGGUGCAGUUGAAGAAUCAAGUGAACGCGGUGGAGGUGACGCAGAAACUGGAAGCGUUGCAAAUCGGGGACCAUCAGGAAACAAACGAAAUCAAAGAAACAGUAGAGGUUAAGUCUGAAACGAAUAACGAACAGAAGGUAGAGAAAAUAUCGAUAGACGUACAGAAGCCAGCGGAGAAGGAGACAGAGGAAACGCAGAAGCCAGCCGAGAAGGUGGUAGAAGAUAAACGGGAAGAGAAGAAGGAGCCGUCGGUUGAAAAGACUGAAGAGAAUGAAAUGACUGCGUCUAUGGUGGCCCGUCGUAUAACGACGGAGGUGGAGGCGAAGGCGGCGCUCGCUGAGCGAAGACGGCGCGCUAGGGAGGAGUUGGAGAGACAGGCCGAGCUGGAGAGGCAACGAUUGCAACGUGAAGCCGAAGAAGAAGCCGAGAGACAAAGACAAGAAGAAGAAAGACAGAGGCGCGAAGAAGAAGAAGCGAGAGAAUUAGCGGCAUUACAGAGGAGAAUGGAAGAAGAGAAGCUUAGAAAGGCCAUUGAGGCGCAACAGCAAUUAGAAAAAGAAGAAGCUGAACGUCGCGCGAAAGAAGAAGAAGAAAGGAAAUUAAAGGUUAAAGAAGAAGAAGAGAGGCGGAAGGCUGCUGAUGAGGCGGAGAAGUUAAAACGAGAGGAAGCAGAGAAGGAAGAACGUGAACGGCUAGCGAGGAAGCAGCGAGUAGAAGCUAUAAUGGCGAGAACGCGCCUGAAGAAACAAGCGGAAGAAGACAAGAAACAACAAGAAAUAUCAGCGCAACAACAAAACACAUCAGUCACAGAGAAUAACACAUCAGUAGAUGUAACAAAGGAUAGCGUAGACAGUGCAACAGCUACAACGAAAGAAAAUGGCUCAUCCACAACAAACAAUAACACACAGUUAUCUGAAGAUGCAACAGUUGAAACCAAAACGGAGAAACAAGAAAUUGUACAUGUAAAUACACAAGAUGAUGUGCUUCUAGUGAAUUUCGCACAAGAUGGUGGAAAGUCUGAUGUGAAUGUGUUUAGUGAUGAUAGUGCAAAGGAUGUAUUGGUGGGUAGUCUAGAGAGUGCGUCGUCGGUUAGUGACAGUGCAUCGAUAGUGACUGUGAGGGAGAAUGUGAAUGUGAAUUUGCCAGUGUCGGUGGAGAUCGCGGUGGAUAAUAGCAAUGGCAAUAUGCAGUCUACGGAUCUGUUGCAGCUUGCCCCUAGUCAGCCCGAAGAGACGAAGAGCCAGUCGCCGGCGCCCGUCAUGAACAACGGCAACGUGACUGCCGACCUGCUGGGACUGUCCCAACAACAUGAGACAAAGGACAAACCAGACGAGCAGACGACAAAACAAGUGGACAACACGCCAAUACUGGAGGCCAACAACGGGAACGCCAAUGUUGGCCAUAUAUCCGCCAAUGUUGGCCACAUAUCCGCCAACUUCAUACAAACGGAGCGAAUGGCCGAGGUGACCAAUAAAUUGGAUGACUUCGCCACGCACAACGGACACAACCAUCCGCUGACGCUGCAGAAUGCGAUCUAACCGAACCACGGGAACGCGGGCGUAGCUGGAGGGUAGCUCGAGGUAAAGAGGAGACGGGGGUAGAAGAAAAUAAAACAACACAAAUGUACGACUCAGAGCCGUAAAGCUAAACAAAAGAGGUUACUGAAUGUUAUCGGACAGAUGGUAGAAUUUUAAAAAUUUUACUUUUUUCUCUCGUCUCCCCUUAUCACCCCCUGUCACCCGGGCGAAAGCCUAGUCGGGCCACGGCGCCGUCGUUUGGACAGUCUUUGUCGGGCCACGACCUCGUCGGUAAGCGACGUGCGACUAAUUGUAUACAAAUGUACAGAAAUGUGAUGGCUUCAUCUUGCGUCUCCAUGAUGUCUUACAGCAUUUUGAUGACGUCAUUUAACGUAUUUCGGUGUGACUACGCAUGCUAAUGCAGCGAUACCGAUGUGUUGGGUUAAAUUCCCAUUUCUGGUCUGGUCAUUUAAGAUUUUAUGUUUUCUAAACUUCUUUAAGUUUGAGUUCUGUGCACCUAGUGGAAGUUUUCAAUAUUUUCAUACUGUUACUACCGCGUUAACGUAAACGCGAAUUUAUAUGGAAUUAAAACAGUUGUGCAAUAGUGCCACUAGAUGGCGCUGUUUCAAUUCCUUAGAAAUUCGCGUUCACGUUAACGCGAUCGUCACAGUAUCAAACUGCCACUAGGCCCUCUAAUAAGCAAAUCAGACUCUACUGACAAGUAGGUUACGACUGUGGCUAGUUACCACCAUAACGGAAAAGGCGUUCUGAUUAGAUGCUGUGUAUUACUACUAAUUUGCGAGAUACUAUCUUAGAUUGAAUUGUCACUUAACAUCACAUAAGAUCUUAGUACGUUAAUUUGUAAAUAAAUGAAAAAUGCGAGCUACUUUAAUUAUUUUCAACAGUUUUAUUUUUAUAGACUAAACUAAUGUUAAUUAAUUAUUAUUGUUUUUUUUUGACAUGACUCCUAUUGGGCCGUUAAAUUACGAAUGCGUUAGGCGCAAGAUGAAGAUGUACGUCGACUUGCUUUCAAUACAUUUCUUUAGAGUUGUAUAGAAGAAACCCGUCGGCCACGACUAUCGUGUCGCGUCGCUGAUCGUAUCGCAAAAGUCGUGGCCCCACGGAAAGUUCUGUCAUUUUACAUUUGACCCAGUGUAAGAAUGUGAUAAUAUCGGCCGGAUAUUGGAUGCGCUUUCCUGAAGUGACGUCAUAUUUAUUAUUUUUUAAAUAGAUCCUAGAGACAUUUUUCUGUCCGUAAUGAUGACAUGAUUAUGCAAUGAAAUUUUUCAUUAUUAUUAUCAAAAAAGCAUAUUGUAUGAGAAAAUUUUACUUACAUAUUUUGUUAUUUUUUGGAUUACUGAAUGUAUUUGUAACGUAGUAGAUAACGCAUCCUUAGUAAAUUCUCAUAUAUUCGAAAUUAUUUGUGACUCAUAUUCGUAUCCCAAUAUUCGACCGAUCUUAUGUUAAAGGGAUAAGGAUUAUUAAGGAUUGGCACUCUCAGCUUGCAUAUUGGCUAGGCAUACUAAAUAUUUUUUUUAAUUUGAAUUGCAAAUAACGUAAGUAAUGAGCAAUGGGGGUUUGUACGCUUAUAGAAAAUCUGUAAAUCAAAAUGAAUUUAUUUUAUGAAAAGAAACUAAAUCCAAAUUUAUUGAGACUGCUAGUGUUAUUGGUGGGUUUAUUUUUUUGCUAGAUACGCUAGAUCACCCUAGAAACAUUUGACCAGAGAAAUGGACUUAAUAUCCCAUAUGGACAAUGAUGUUAAAUACUGUUAGAUGUGUUACGAGGUCAUGAAAAAUCAGGCGCUCAAAAGAGGAAAUUUCCACAACUCAAUGUUAGUCGUGGUCAACAACGAACGUUAUUUAAACAAAUAAUACCUAAAUAUCGUCUACAAUGUCGAAUUGUGUGUUCAGGAAGUGUAAAAACUAUAUAUACAUAAAUAAAUAGUGGAAUAAAUAAUGACAAAAUUGUGCAUGUGUGCGCUCAGUUUUGUAGCCUAUUAUUCGGAUCACUUUUUGCAGUGAUUUUGUAAAGACGUAAACGAUCUAUAGUAUAAAAAUAUCAUUGGAUAUGGAUAGUUAAAGUCGGUUACGGGGUAGGCAGUGUUUUUAUGCAUAUAUGGUACUUGACUGGUCAUAUUAUGACAAAAACUUAUUAUUAUAUUUAUAGUGAAAAACUACAUGGUAAAAAGUCGCUAAGAAAAUAACAUGACAUGAGAAAGCUUCGAUCGGUUUUUAUGAAAGGUGCCUUGUAUAUUGUCCUAUUAUUUAAAAAAAAAAACGGUGCUAAUUAGAUGAUGAAAUUUAAUUUCAAAGCGGAAAAGUACAAAGAAUGUAUUUUACGACGAUUAUAGGUUAGGAGGCAGUCUUCAAUUAAUUGUAUGUUGUAACAUUAUCACGUCCUAGCCAAUAUGUACGCAUCGAGAAGGGUGAAUGCUUUUAGUGACCUAUUCGCUCAGAUUGUUGUUUAAUUAGUGAAAUCAAUAAAAAAAAUGAAUAUUUUUGUUUUCAUGUAAAAAUUAAAAUCAAUUUACCAUGUAUGAAAAAAUAAAUUAAAUUUUUGUUAGUAUAAAUUUUAAUUUAUAAAAAUCUUGACAAAUGGGACAAGUAAUUAGAAUGUUGAUAAAAAUCAUACCUUUAAGUAAUUAUUAUCAAAAAGUAUGAAUGACUAUUUAUUUCCAUAUAAAAUUUCCAGACGUUGCUUAUACUCGUAGAUCUGGCGAAUAGAUCACAAAGCAAGCUUGUGUUGGCACAUGAAUUAAUAAAAUAAAAAUAAUAUUAAUAAUAAUUACUGCAUUUAUAUCGCAAAUCCACGAUUUAUGAAUAAAAUAAUAAAAGUGUCUAGCUUUCUUUUUGUUCCGCUAAAUAAAUGUAAGCGAAUAUAAAUCAAUAAUAAAAAUAUCGUUGUAUGUAAUGAUAAUAAAUAAUUGUCGCUUAACGUUCCUCAUGUUUAAUGUAUGAGAGAAAAAAAUAAUAUUUUCAUAAAAAAAAAAAUUAAUAAUAAAUAAUUGUUCAUUGCGUAGUCGGAGUUUUAGGAAAAGAAUUAAUCAAUUUCAUUAGUCCAAGAGCCCACGACAGGAUUUAAAUUACAAGUUAACUCCGACUAAGUCUUUUUGAAUAGAUGCCUUUUCUGAUACCACUAAUUAAGAUUAAAAUAGUAUGAUAAAUGGUAGUUUAUUUCAAUCCUUAGUGUAAACUUUCAAGUUAUUACGUUUUCCAAAUUAUUUUCCAGAUUUACAUCUAUGUGGUGUUUUUUAACUUGGAAACGUGCAGUGUAAUAUAGUUUUUAAUGUUUAAAUCAUUCAAUGCCAUUCAAUUAUCAUUUUUGUCGUGGUCUCUCGGACUAUACGAGUUUAAAUGUCAUUUAUAGGUUGUGUAUAGGAACGCUGUGCUAUGCAGUUUGUGUAUUACAAUAAUUAUUUAAAUUAAGUUCUAUUUAUUGUGAUGUUUUUUAUUAUUAUUAUUAAAAUAAUAUUUUUUUUGGCUUUAGACAUGUUUAAUUUGUGAUUUUCAAUAUGAAUGUUAUAUAAAUUAUACAAUAGACGGAGAACCGAUUGUACACCGAAGAUGUGUAAAAAGACAGACAUAGAUUUGUGUAUAAUCGAAUUAAAAAACAAUGAUGGAAUAUAAAGUAUGAUAGCUUUGCAAUAGAUAUAAAGAAUAUCUCUUUUUGUUUGUCUUUCUGAAAUGCUCGGGAUAUAUUAAAAAAAAAAUCACCAUGGUGCUCACACACAAUGUUUGUGUAACAUUAUGUAACAAAAGUUAUAUAUAUAACAUUUUUAGUUGUUACCAAGUUAUGUCAAGUAAUAUAAAAAGAUUUGCAAUAUUGUAGAAAAGUAUUGCAUAAAAGUGUGAUUAUUUUGUUAUACAAUUGUUGUGUAUGAGCGAAGUCGAGCGAAGUCACGGACAAAAUGCUAGUAAAAAGAAAUUUUAGUCUUAUUUUCAAAAUGUACCUAUGAUUAAUAUCUGAAUAAGACUUAUUUAGCUUUGAAAUACUUGGCAAUCAUAAAACUACUGUUUUUCGUAGACAUUAACUAAAGAAGUGCUUAUAAAGCGAGAUUAGACUAUGUAACAUUGUAAUAUAUUAUGUGCAGCAAGUUACGUAACAUGUUAUAUAGUCUAAGAGUCGUCGUUGAACCUCAUAUGCUGUUUGUCAUUUUGUUUUUUAAUAUAUUUGUCAAUACUGUUCGCAUCUUGAAGUGAAAAGUAAAAAUUAAUCAAGGAGAAUAAUAAUUCAACCAUUAAAUUUUUUUAAAUAACAUUUUCGAUACUAAAAUUUAUUCUUUAAUUUGCUUAUGAAUGAAUUUAUAAUAUAAUUUAAUAAAUAAUCUAUUUGUUUUUGGAAUAAAAUAAUUAUUUUACUACUUUAUGAUUUUAAUAUUUUUUGGUAUUUUUACUAGAUAGGUGCGAACCGUUUACUAAACAAAUUUUAUGUACAAAAAAAAAUAUUCAAGCUUCAUUAUAUUACAAUUUCGCUAUGUAUUAUACAAAAUCUUAGAGCUGAGCUGAAAGCCCGUUUGCGACGAACUAGUAACAAAUAAAACCAAUUAAGCGAUAAACAUUUAAUAUAGGUUAUAGGGAACCCAGCCUAGCGUUUCGCUUUACAAAUGUUGACUAUCAUACCUGUCCUUAGACCAAUAGGCUAGUUGACACUUUUUUUUAAAUGGUCUUAAAUAGUUCAUUCUCGUUCUACUAGACUAAAAAAGACGUGAUUACAUUACAAAAUUUUAGUUUUUAAAUACGAGCCAAAACGCCGACAGGCGUUUUGGCUCGUAUUAACAAUUAAUUCGACGUUUAUUACAUCAAGGAUGUUAGUGACGUCACAAAAUGGACGACAGCGUCUUUGACGUUUGGAAAAUUUAAAAAAUACGUGAUACUUAUUUGAAUUAAGUUUUAAAAGAAAUUCUUAAAUUUUAUUAAUUGAUAUCGAUAUAUUUGGGACCCUUAUUCCAUACGAAAUUAAUAUUGUUUAUACUAAAUUUGAUAUGAGUCAACUUCCCUUUUGGUCUGAGUACCUGUCAGAUAUCUGUAGAUUUUCUUAGUAACUUUGUUAACUGUCAAAUAUUGUAUGCACAUUUUUGACUAGUGUCAAAAAUUAGUGUCGAACUAUUGCAAAGAAAUUUAUCGACAGCUAAAGUAGGAUAGGAAGAAAACUAUUAGUGUUCUUGCAGAUUUGAAAAAUUACUAAAAACAAUAGACAUUAAUAAAACUGUUUUUAUUCACGUGGCAUAGACUGUUAACACUUCAAAAGCUAGGCUGUGGUUAUGUUUAAACAUGCAUAAACAAUUUUUGUAUUAUAAGUAGUUAGCAUUCAAAAUAUUAAUAAUCUUAAUCUGUUUCUAUCAAUUACAAUUUUUUUGCCUCCCAUUUUUUUUUGUUUCUAUUUUUUUUUUGCACUAAUGAUUUUUGUGAUUUGACGGUUGUGCACUGAUCUGCCAUAAAAGUUGUAAGUUGGAGAGUCGUGAUAACCUAGUGGAUAUAACCUCUGCCUUCGAUUCGGAGGACGUAGGUUCGAAUCCGGUCUGAGGCAUGCACCUCCAACUUUUCAGUUGUGUGCAUUUUAAAAUUAAAUACCACGUGUCUCAAACGGUGAAGGAAUAACGAAGGAUGAUGAUGAUGAUGAUGAUGAUGAUGAUGAUGAUGAAAUAAAUGUUAGAUCUCAUCUGGUGCAUACUAAGUAAUGCUUCAAAAUUGUGUUAUAUGUAUGUUCAAAACAUAAUAUUCGAACUUAAAAAUUAACACAUUACAUUUUGAUGAACCUUUUAUGUUUUUAUACAAUUCUGAAAGUUUACCUGAGUGCACUGGCGUCAAUUUACUCUUCAUUCAAAUGUGUAAAAUCUGUCAAAAUGUCAAUUCAACUUGAAAUUAUUUGCACAAUUUUGACAGAUUAUAUAAUUAAGUCUAGUGUAGCUUAAUCGUUUAGCCCAAAUGUUUUCAAUUCCUAUUUAUAUCAAACUAGUAGUUAAAAUAACAAAUUAAAACUAACAUUUACCGGGAUUAGUGUUUUUUCCCCGACUAUAUUGUAUAUUCCAUUUUUCAUUAUUUUUUUUCUUAUAUUUAAUUCCAUUUAAAUUUCCAUUGACUGACGAAUAACGGCGUAUAUAUACUCAGAGGCACAAUUAUCCGCCCACUUUAAUAUGACGCGAGUAUAUUAAAGUGGGCGGAUAAUUGUGCCUUUGAGUAUAUAAUAUAGGUGUAUAUGCAAGUGUUACAUAAAGUUGAUACAAAAAUUCAUAAUAUUUCCUUAGUAGUCAAUACUUACGCUAUAGUUCGCCAAAGUAAAUUGCAAUUGUAUAACAUAUCAAUAUAAAAAAAAAACAGUUUGAGAUUUAACUCAAUUUUGUGUAAAACUUGAUUGAUAAUGUAUAAAUUAUUAAUAUUGGGAUUAAAAAAAAACAGUAGAAUGGAAAUUCCCGUUUGUCAAGGGAUCGAUAUUUCAAUCGUUGUAGAGAAAUGUAAUUUUUUGACAGAUGUCAACUGUCAAAUUUAUUCCACUGUUGUAUCCAAACUAUAAAAGCGGUUAAAAAUAUAACUUGCUAUAUUCCUUUAUCAGUCCCUAUAUGUAAUUAGUAUUGAUUAUAUUCCUUUGCUUUGUUGUAGAUAACAUUUUUACAAUUUUUGCCAAUCGUCCAUUUUAUAUAGCGUUUUUUCCCCAAUAAAAUAAAUCGUGUAGAAACUACAAGACGGCCUUAUGAAUAAUUUUAACGGUUAUUUUUUUCUUUUUCUAAUAUUAUUUAGUUUUUGUAUGGAAUAUUCAAAGGUUUCUGAACGUGAGCGAUGUAAUACGACGCCAUUUUGGUUUUUAUGAGUACUGUAGUGUACGUUUGGUUACCUAUUGUGUGUAAUCUAUAAAGGCGUAUGAUUUAUAUACAUUUGGUAUAGUCAAUAGUGUCAUGCAUAUCGGAUUUUAUAAGUUUUUUUUUUAGAGAAACAAAAUGGCGGCGUAUUACGAUCGGAGAACAAUGAAUUUAGUGUAGGGAGCCUUACAUUUAUCAAAUUAUGGUGAUUUUUUCAGUAUCUUUAGAUGCUCUUGUUUCGUCGUAUAUGUAAUGCGGUCUACAGACCUCCAAUUUUAGCUGUACAGUCAUAUUGUUUAGUAGAUCGACCGUGUGUAUGCAAAACACAGAAGUGUACAGUUUUACAGAUAAAAAUUUUCAGUAGAUAAAACUGUACAGUUAAAUCUGAAGGCAAUGCGUUAAAUACUGUUAGAUGUGUUACUAGGUCAUGAAAAAUGAUGCGCUCAAAAGAGGAAAUUUCCACAUCUCAAUGUUAGUCAACAACGAACGCUAUUUAAACAAACAAUACCUAAAUAUCGUCUACAAUGUCGAGUUGUGUGUUCAGGAAGUGUAAAACAUAAAUGGAAUUAAAGACAAAAUUGUGCAUGUGUGCGCUCAGUAACCGAUCUAUAGUAUAAAAUUAUCAUUGAAGGUCUGUAGCCCGCAUAACCUUAAUCAUUGAAGAAGGUUUUACUUAUAAUACAUAAUAUUAUAUAACUUGCCAAAUAAAAGGCGACCAACGUGUUGACAUUCUUAAUUUAUCCGCAUUAUAUAUGAAUGCAAAAUGUUUUGUGUCAUAUUCUUUAUACAAAUAAGGCUCCUUUUGCUAUGUUUAUUCUUUGUACCAUCCAUUAAUAAUUAUUAUAGCGCAUGUUGAAGGCGUUUGUAUGUGUGCGUAAUGGCGCUGUUACGAUUGUUAGCUGUCAUAUUAUACUAAAUAAUAAAAACAUGUAUUGUAUUUAUAUUAUCACAUUGAGACAUGGCUUCUAUGUACGUUCUAUUUCUUUAUUAUGUUAGCAAUCGAUGGAUUUAUAAGGAGAAAGUUUUAAUAAAAAAUAUUAUGAAAUUUG